Penicillium diatomitis is the source of this 2793-nucleotide messenger RNA. RefSeq lists its product as uncharacterized. The coding region runs from base 1 to 2793 and encodes 930 amino acids. The transcript has 2 exons. The record is from RefSeq and is a predicted model, not a curated record. Lineage: Eukaryota; Fungi; Ascomycota; Eurotiomycetes; Eurotiales; Aspergillaceae.
AUGGAUUUGCAGACCCCAUCAGUUCUUGCGCAACUGCCUCGGCCCCUUCAUGCAGCUACGGGGCAGACUCGUAUCGGUGAGGUCAACAGCCUCGCGGAGGGCAAGAAGCGCAAGCGUUAUGAACUCGUGGUUGCAGUCGAUGGCGAGGCCGUGAAUAUUUACAAUGUCCAAACACCGAAAUUGGUGACCUCCUACGCCGUGUCGCCGCAAUCCACGUUUUCAUGCCGACCUUGCUCUGUCCGUCGCAAGCUUCGAAACAAGUCAAUUGUAAAAAGGCAGACCUACGCCGCUAUAACCAAGCCAGAACAUCAGAUCAAAUGCUUUGUCGAGGAGAUCAGUACUGGCUCGAGCGCCCCUACAAUAUCCUCUUCGGGCGCCUCUAUUACUGACUCUAAAAGUCCGGUCAAUUUCGUGGGCAUUGUGCCAUCCAAUACUGUCGAUGAAUCCGAAAAUGGGUCCUUUGACAUAUUAGCAGUUCAGAAUGAUGGGCGCAUCCGUCGUCUGUCGUCUGAUCUCAAAACUCAAUAUUGGAGUAUUCAACAUAGUGAAAUUGCGAAAACUGCUUCGACUCAUGUUGUGCAGACUUGCUUUUUGAUUGAUCUUGAAGACGCAAAGAAAGGUCUGUUCAAACGCAGACAAGACUUGGCCAGUCUUGCCCUUGGUGACUUGCCUUCGACUGGCACCGACGAGCCCUCGAUUUUGCUCCUGGUCUCCCACCCGAAGGAUACGAAGACAGUCUCAAUGGAAAGCGUGCACAUUCAAAUCUUCUCGGUGCCGGCAAAGACAACGACUAGUCCGGGUGGUAUUGAGGAGAGUCAGCGUCUGAGACAUCUACAGACAAUUCAGCUUCCUGUCCCGGCUGGUCUCGAGAAAGUCAACACCAACAACUCUUUCCAGUGGAACUUCCACUCCGGCACAGCCGGGCUUCAUUUUUCCUUCGAAAAUGGAUUCGUCAAUUUCGAUCUGUCACAGUAUUCGCCUGCUGUGAGUGCGCAAUUCGUGCUAGCGGAUCAGUUCACGUCUGUCAUGCGGAUCUCUCCUCAGUGUGUCAUUGGUUCGAGCGAUUCUCUCAUUGCAAUCUAUGACACCCAAUUCAAAUCCGUUCAGCGAAGCAUUGCUCCAAAAGAUAUCGCUCUGGGCCCCGUGUCCAGUACAAACGGACCGACUGUCUUCAUCAGCUAUUUUGCGAAAUUAGGUCUUGCGGUCGGUGUGAAAGCCAACACCUUGAUCGCCUUCGACGUGACAUCUCUGCACAGCCAGCCAGCACCCUCGCUCAAGCGCUCACGAGAUGGUCUCUUGAUUGAUGCGAUUGGUCGCGGCAUUGGCUCAUCUGCCUCGCAAUGGGACAUGUCUAAGAAGCACCGAUCUGAUGAUAUGGCCCCGCUACACUUGAAAAAUGCGGAGGAAGCCGAAACCUGGCAAAAGUUCACUAUGGCUAUCGACCACGCAAGUCGUUCCCAAAAACCAGACCUCUUCGACAUGGCUGUUCUCAGUUACUUCGGAGCAUCAGAAAGCUCGAAGGAUCUGCCUCACUCCCACAUCAGUCCUGAGUCCACUCUCUUCCUCCUUUCAAGGAUCUUUACCAUGAAAGACGCAGCUGUUACGGACAAAGUCUCGGCCUCCUCUUCAUCCCAAUUGCGUGUGGCUCUAUGGCCCGCGAAAACCUGCGAGUGGCUCAUCCGCAUCGGCCACCUCUCACCGGACAAUGUCGAGAUUGCUCUGCGGCGAGCUUGCAAGCCCCGUAUCUUGCAAUCCUUCCCAACUGGGUCCUUCAUUCAAGCUUUGAUUGACUCUGAUACCUCACUGAGCCAUGUGAAUGCCGUUCUCGAAGGCCCCGCCGUUAUCGCCUCUGACGAGCUUGCGUUUGCUCUCAAGUUUUUCCUGGGUCAGGCGCGGAUGCAUUCAGGCGUUUUGGAGGAGACAGCGCGUUUGAUCACUGAUGGAGAGAUCGCCACGCCUACUCAAGAGCUGACUCGUCAUCUUGAGGGCGGGGCAGCUAGCUUGAAACACAUUUUCACCGGACUGAAUUUAUCCCUUCAGACAAUCCACGCGCAGCCUUUGCCUUCAGUGGUGAAGUCACUUCGCUCACUUCUUUCGCGACCUGAGUUGAUCUCAAUGGUUCACCAUCUUCGACUUUCGCUUGCUACUGGUGGCCACACAUCCCGAUUCACGGAGAACCCCCCCACUCCCAUCACCCUUGAUCAGAUCACUCCUUCACUAUCGCUCGAUGUCAUAGUGGAUCUCAUCACUGCUGCCGUCGAUGCCGUUGGCCCCUCUGGCUGGAUCUCUGCUCUUCCUACUGACAACGAGCUUGAGAACGGUUCUGACGCUGCGGUGGAUUCCGCUAGUCGUGAGAUGGAGCUCAUUGCCGACAUGAAGUCCGAAGUCUCUGCCGCUCUUGCUGGGGUUGAGGAAGCCACCUACUUGAAGGGUAUUCUGCGGGAGUAUCUUCGCUUUGCCCGUCAAGUAGUAGACUCAUCAAGCACUACUGCCGAUGCUGUUGCCAAGAUUGAGGAGUCUGCGGCGUCUGCACCCUCCCACCUGGUCCGUUGCGAAAAGUUGAAUGGAGCUGAUUUGAUGGUCUUUGCUCGCCCCGAGGAGGGCGAGGAGGGCGUUGACGGAGACGCAAGUGGCAAGAUCUUGCCUCUGUCCUUGAAGCCCUGGUCCCUGGACGUUUCACGCAAGAAGGUGCUGAAUUCUACUGGUGAAGUGAAGACCCGCACUAGUCGUGAGGUUGGAUAUCUCCGUCGUAAGGCGGCUGGCAAAUACUCAUUUGAGAGAUUAGUGGUCUAA